Molecule: messenger RNA, 2961 nt
Organism: Paramuricea clavata
Lineage: Eukaryota; Metazoa; Cnidaria; Anthozoa; Malacalcyonacea; Plexauridae
Source: the annotation of a GenBank genome assembly
AUGCUCUGGGAGACCGACAGACCUACCAAAACAAGACAGGCAACCAAAGGAGACCGGCAGACCCACCAAAACAAGACAGGCAAGCAUGUAAGUUCACUGAUAUUUUUCUCAAGGAGACCGGCAGACCCACCAAAACAAGACAGGCAAGCAUGUAAGUUUACUGAUAUUUUUCUUUGUGAUAUAAGUUAACACAUUGCGCCCUGAUGUGCCCUGCUUUAUUAUUUUACUCUGUCUAACGCCAGAUGAUUUACUCAUCAAGGGCAGAGCUCUGGUGCUUAAUUAAUGGAUUAAUUGGCCUAUCUGCCCAUGUGUCUAGUUAAUCCAUUGAGUUGCAUUGCACCGAUGUGCCUUGCUUUAUUAUUUUACUCUGUCUACAGCCAGACAAUUUACUCGUCAAGAGCUCUGGCAUUUAAUAGGUACAGUAACUUAACUGGCCCAUCUGGCCAUAUGUCUAAUAAUCUAGUUAAUCCAUUCAGUUGCAUUGUGCCAAUGCGCCCUGCUUUAAGUAUUAUUUUACUCUGUCUAACGAUUUAGUCGUAUGACAUGUGGACAGUGACUGACUGAAACAGUACAGGCUUGACUGCAGUCACUGACAAGAAGAAAAUUCAGAUCUCACAAUGUAUAUUAAUUUUACUGUAUAAAACAUAUAAUAUAAACCAUAUAAUUUCUAAACCAUUUAUAUAUUUCAUUUAUAUCUUUCUAAACCAUAUAUAUUUCUAAACCAUUUAUAAACCAUAUAAUUUAUUUUAUUAGUCCAUGCUGACAGCAAAUGCCUUAACUGAGGUGGAUAGGCCCAAGAAUUUUUCGAAAUUAACUAAGAAUGCAAGAAAAAGAUUCAAUGUGAACUGGAGAAGCAGGAGAACUGUUAAGAGAACACAAACAUACAGUAUUCGUUUUAAUAUUUUAGUAAUGAUAUUAUAUGCAUUUCUUAAUUUUAAUCUUUGGUCUUGUCCCUGCAUGGUGUUACUGGUAACCCACCCCUGAUUUUUUUAUUUCUGCAUGCUUUUAGUUGAGUAAUGCAUAUAUACAGGGUGUAUAAAAAAUGUCCCAAAUGGAUAAUUUCCUCAAAAUCACACAAAGUUUGGGAUAUUUUUUGUAACCGAGAGUAAAUAUAUGUAUAUUGUAAUUAAGUUUUUAUUAUUUUGUAAUUUGUAUAUUUCGAAUAAACUAGUGUCUGAUGUGAUAUAUCAAACCUGCAUAGCACGUAACUUUCUUAUUUAGGAAGAUUUUUCUAAGGGGCAGUUCAUAUGAUCCAGCUUACACAAGAUUAAACGAGCGUGCAAUGAUUUUGAGAUAUUGAAAUAAGUCAUAUGUUAAUGAUUCGGAAAAAUAACAUGAUCCAGGUGGCUUUUGAUUUUGUUCUGUAGAAAUAUCAAAUGGGCAAAAUGUAAUUGUUGAGCACUAAUUCGUGCGAAUAUGUUUUUUGCAUUGAUCUAUAUUUAGUCUGUUGUUAGCAUGUGCUUGUCUGGUUUCAUAAGGACUUAUUUCAAUACCUUAAAGCCAUUGCUCGCUUUGUUUAAUCUCGGGUAAAUGGGAUCGCAUAAACUUCCCCUGACUCGCUUAAUUUCAAUGCAGAAAACUUAACAUUUGAACAUUUGAAACAUGUGAGAAUUUCAUACAUGAAGUCUUUAUAUGAAAUUUCAUAUAUGAAAUAUUUCAUAUAUGAAAUCUUUAUAUGUGGAAUUGAAACAAUUUCAUAUAUGAAAAUUUCAUAUAUCAAAUAUUUCAUAUAUGAAAUCUUUAUGUGGAAUUGAAACAAUUUCAUAUAUGAAAAUUUCAUAUAGGAAAUAUUUCAUAUAUGAAAUCUUUAUGUGGAAUUGAAACAAUUUCAUAUAUGAAAAUUUCAUAUAUGAAUUAUUUCAUAUAUGAAAUCUUUAUAUGGAAUUGAAACAAUUUCAUAUAUGAAAAUUUCAUAUAUGAAAUAUUUCAUAUAUGAAAUCUUUAUAUGGAAUUGAAACAAUUUCAUAUAUGAAAAUUUCAUAUAUGAAAUAUUUCAUAUAUGAAAUAUUUCAUAUAUGAAAUAUUUCAUAUAUGAAAUAUUUCAUAUAUGAAAUUUGUUUCAAUUCCAUAUAACGAUUUCAUAUAUGAAAUGUUAUGUGAAAUUUUUGUAAGGGAAGCCAAGUCAAAUUAAAUACUCCAUCUCCCUUUUUUUAGCCAAAGCAUUCAUCCGCCUGCAAUGGUAUCCCAGGAAUACCUGGCGUUCCUGGUUCGCCCGGAACACAUGGAAUACCUGGCGCAAAGGGGGACGUGGGUUCUACAGGUGCUGUUGGGGCUAAAGGUGCUCCUGGGCAAAGAGGAUCAGCAGGAUCAGACAGUGGUUUGUACUCUAACUGGAAGCAAUGUGCUUGGAAUCGGAGAGAUCUCAAAGAUAACGGAUUAAUACAGGUUUGUUAAAAUUGGGUAUGAACUACCAUAAAUAAAUUAAACCACCGGCCCUCAACCGUUCAGUGUUUUGGGUAUAGAGAGUAAAUACAACUAAGAUGUUUGGAUUGGAUGAAUUAGAGCUGAUAAAUAUUUACCUUAAUUUUCUCUCCAUUCCAUUCAAAAUUUGAUAGUAGAAUUCAAGCCUUGAAAAUAUUUUUAUUGAUUCUGAUAUAUUCCGUCAAGGAUUGUGUGUUCAGCAAGAAACAUAGUGAUUCAUCUCUGAAAAUCUUCUAUGGCGGUAAUUUACGUAUAGCCAGCUGUAACAAUUGUUGCAAACGUUGGUAUUUCACUUUCAAUGGAGGGGAAUGCAAUAAACCAUUAGCUAUUGAUGGUGUUUUUUACAUGGCAAAAGGCUCAGGACAGAAUAUUCAUCGCCACCGUCAUAUCGAAGGUUGCUGCAAUAAAAUUCCCAAAGGUAUUGUCCGCGUUGGUUUCUGGGUGGGAAAUUGUAAGGGUUAUGGAAAUGCUGAUGGCGACUCUGGUUGGAACUCCAUAUCGCGUAUUGUGAUUGAAGAAGUUCCACCACCACAAAAAUGA